GGCCGGCCCCGGCCGCUCUGGGCUGGAGGAGGCGGGAGCGCCCGAGUUCCGGGAACAGGGGCGCCCUGGAACCGGGAACCCCCGGGAAAGUCGAGGCAGAUGAAACCAGAUCCCCCAGUGCUCUCUCUCGCACGGCCCCGGGGGAGACAAAGGCGUCGUUGAAGCGCAGCCAAGGGGGGUCCGCACCCUUAGCUGGAUUCGAGUCUCUGGUGCAUGACCGGCUUCCGGGCACGCACAGCUGAGACAUUGUUCCCCGCGGCCUGGGGACCCGGGGCCGCAGUUUCCUUCUCGGACAGGCCAGAGCCUGUCCUGCGGGAAAGCCCGGAGCCUGGGGCGCUCACCUCUCCUCUUGGAGUCCCUCUCUGGGGGACUCCCCCAGCCCUGAGGGAAAGACUGGGGAGCGCCUGGCCUGAUAAGGAGGGUUCCUGCCCCCAGGUAAACAGUGUCUUUCCCCAACUCGGCCUCUGCCAGGACCAAUGCCAGGUGGACAGCCAGUGUCCUGGCCGGAUGAAAUGCUGCCGCAAUGGCUGUGGGAAGGUGUCCUGUGUCACUCCCAAUUUCUGAGCUCCGGCCACCACCAGACUGAGCAGUGGGGAGGGAAAGUUUCUGCCUGGCCCUGUAUCUGGUUCCAGCCCACCUGCCCUCCCCCUUUUUUGGCCUCUGUAUUCCCUCCUGGGCUGACCACAGUUUCUCCCUUUUCCAACCAAUAAAGUAACCACUUUCAGCA
Messenger RNA from Cebus imitator (Panamanian white-faced capuchin), 727 nucleotides. RefSeq names its product WAP four-disulfide core domain 2 (gene WFDC2). Gene Ontology annotation, biological process: antibacterial humoral response; innate immune response. Gene Ontology annotation, cellular component: extracellular region. Bases 214 to 564 code for a protein of 116 amino acids. The transcript is spliced from 3 exons. NCBI's taxonomy places the organism in Eukaryota, Metazoa, Chordata, Mammalia, Primates, Cebidae. The record is from RefSeq and is a predicted model, not a curated record. Gene Ontology annotation, molecular function: peptidase inhibitor activity.